GUAUGGCAACUGACGACUACUGUCAUCCCUGACACAACUCCCAGGGGGGUGGGAAUCAACUUGACUUCUGGCUCCAGCCGCACCCAGUCCGGAGUCCUCUGACAUUGACAUCCUUCUGUUCGGGCUAGAGGCCCCUCUUUGGAACGAGAUCUGGAGAAUACAGUCCAACCUCCGGCCUUAACUCAGCUGGUGCUUGAGAGACUGAGCGUGUCCUGUACAACAGCCUGGCAGAGAAUUAUUUUGGCCUUGGCAUCUAGACCUUUCCCUUCUCCCCCAUGGCCCUGACAAUGCUGAACGAGCUCCUCACGGAGGACCCAAGCCCGCCUAUGCUUCUGUACCAGGUUAGCAAGACUGCCAAGUUAGAUACCCUCAACUAUCAGAGCUGCUUUAUGCAGAGUGUCUUUGCCCAUUUCCCUGAGAUCUUAUUUAUCCACCGGACCUAUAACCCAACGGGCAAGGUAUUAUAUACCUUCCUGGUGGAUGGUCCUCGGGUGCAGCUGGAGGCCCACCUCGCCCGAGCAGUCUACCUUGCCAUUCCUGCCAAGGAGGAUGCUGAAGGCCUGGCCCAGAUGUUCCAGGUGUUCAAGAAGUUUAACCCAGCUUGGGAGAGAAUCUGUACUAUCCUAGCGGAUCCCUGCUUCCUCCCUAUGCCCACCCUAGCCAUGGAGUUCCCCGCAGCUGAGGUCCUGCCAUCGGCCUUCCACAUCUGCAAGUUCCUCCAGGCUAAGUUCUAUCAGCUUUCCCUCGAGCAGCCCGUGGAGCAGGUGCUCCUGACCUCCCUGCAGAGCACAAUGUGCUCAGCCACCGCUGGCAACCUGAGGAAGCUGUAUGCACUCCUGAUCAACUAUAUCCCCCCGGACCAGCUGCCCAAGCUCCACUCGUACUGGCUGCUCAAUGACCGCAUCUGGCUGGCCCACCGGUGGAGAAGCCGAGCUGAGAGCAGCCGCUACUUCCAGGGCCUGGAGGUCACCACCCGCAUCCUCAGCCAGUUCUUCGGGACCACCCCAUCUGUGGAACAGGGCAUGACCUCCCUGCUCCGAUACAUGCAGCAGAAUUCUGGAGACAAGGCAGGCUUCAGCCUGGGCCUGAGUCCCCAGAACAAUUGUUCCACCUCAGACAUCAGCCCCCAAAUCCCCAAAGUGGAGCAGCUGGUAGAAGCUUGCAUCCAGCAGUCCCUCAGUACCAUCUGCACAGGGCCAGCAGCCCAGCUCUGCCUGGGUGAGCUCGCUGUGGUCCAGAAGUCCGUGCACCUUGUUGGCUCUGGCUCAGAAGAGGUGAACGUACAGAUCCUGGAAGACACCCACAGGGUGCAGCCCCAGCCCCCUGCCAGCUGCAGCUGCUACUUUAACCAGGCCUUCCGCCUGCCCUGCCGCCACAUCCUAGCCAUGCUCAGCGCCCGCUGCCAGGUGCUCCAGCCCAGCAUGCUGCCUCCUCAGUGGACGGAUGGCUGUGCUGCAGAGCUAAAUGACAUCCUGGGCAGCAAGUGGAAUGAGACCCUGGAUAAGCACUUGGCCGUGGCUCUCCUCACGGAGGAGGUGGGUCAGCUCCUGCAGCACUGCAGCCAGGAGGAGUUUGAACGGCGGUACAGCACCCUGCGGGAACUGGCCGACAGCUGGAUCGGCCCUUACGAGCAGGUCCAACUGUGAUUCCCCUCCAGGCCAAGAGAUGCUCGUACCCAGGUACUCGCAUCCUCCCCUACACACACACACACACACAGUUACACUUCUAAGGACGCUUCCUCCAAGAAAGGACAAGCGUCUUCUAGUCUGCCACAGCCUGGUACCUACAAUAUGUCUAGUUCCCUAAGCCAAGAGUCAGCAAACCUUUUCUGUAAAGGACCUGACAGUAAAUUAUUUUAGGCUUUGCUGGCCAUAUAUA
Molecule: messenger RNA, 1878 nt
Organism: Artibeus jamaicensis (Jamaican fruit-eating bat)
Lineage: Eukaryota; Metazoa; Chordata; Mammalia; Chiroptera; Phyllostomidae
Gene: ZSWIM1
Product: zinc finger SWIM-type containing 1
Exons: 2
Coding region: 276-1646 (456 amino acids)
Molecular function (GO): zinc ion binding
Source: RefSeq, a predicted model, not a curated record